AUGGCACUCCUCAUGGUCAAUGGCCAGUGCCCGAAGCCCCUCGACCCUGUAUUCCUGCACUACCUGAUCCAUGGGUGCUGCAUCGAAUCUGUCACGAAGGCGAUCAUGGCCGAAUGGCACCCAGCAUUCACGACGCGGCUGUCGGCCUUCCUGGAUGCUGGUCCUGCAGGUGACAUAACCCCCUUCAUCUCGGACAUCGUGGAGUAUGCCGAGGUUGAUGUCAGAAGUCUCCGUGACCGGGAUCCUGCGACACAUCGUGGUGUCGCCGCCCUCAUACUGUACAAGGGACUAUUAGGCAACGAAAGCCCCCAGCACACCGAUACCCAGAGCUUUCUGCGUGGUCUCAGGCUCCCGUGUGCCAAUGGGUUCGAUUUCACGAAGGCUGUUCGCCUGUAUGUAGGUGGCUCUAACACGUUUGUCAACGAGGUAUGGGCUGCAUACAUCAUGGCAUACAGCUCCAUCGCGCCGCAGCUGGACAUCCGCACUGCGAGCACGGUGCCACAGGAGCAGCGCACACUGAGGGCUGAUGGUCGCGACUACGCACUCGGCGACCUCGUCAGGACUUUCCUGCAGGGUACAGGGAUUCCUUGUGAGGCUCGGCUGGACGAUGCCAAGGCGACAUUUAGCGAUGCAAUCGACUUAUCACAGGCCGGCGAACCCUUCUUCCGCCCUCGCAUGUUCCACCUGGCCAUCACAGGCAGCGAGACAGUGUGGAUCGUCGGCGACACCGAUUCACAGUAUUAUUGCAGCAACGCGAUCCGGCAGCACUGCAUCGACGAGGGCCGCAUCUCGUGGAGAACGUGUUUCCGCGAGGCAGCGAUCCCCGCCAGCUACUUCCACCGGCUCGCCGAGCUUUCCUACGGCCCAGAUACAGCGGCUGCGGGCAUGCCAGGGUCGCUCGGGGCAGCCAUACAGAACUGGCUGCUCCUCGAAAUCCUGGGCAGCAUCGGUGGCCAUACCUUCCUCUAGAAGGGCUCGCCCAUGCAGGCAGUUCCCGCGACACGCCUACGAUACCCCUUCUCUCCUGUUUCGGCCUGUAAGGAAGACCCAUCGCCCACCCCCCCUCACCCUACUUUUCUUCCUGCGACACGUCGCCUACGAUACCCCUGCCCCCUGACAUUGGACUUUUUCGAUACUGACAGGUGCCACCACAGCCUCGCCUGUCCUGGGGACGGCCGGACACAGCUGGUCCCUGGGCGAGCAUUAUACCGCGGACACCAUCUGUUUACCUGUACCAGGAUUCGGCUGGGACUUUCUACGGUACUGCAUGGACCAUGUCGGCUGCAUGCCCUUACUUAUGCUAUGAGAACUAUACUC
Molecule: messenger RNA, 1317 nt
Organism: Fomitopsis serialis
Lineage: Eukaryota; Fungi; Basidiomycota; Agaricomycetes; Polyporales; Fomitopsidaceae
Exons: 4
Coding region: 1-969 (322 amino acids)
Source: RefSeq, a predicted model, not a curated record